CUCCCCGUGUCACAGGGCGGUGAUCUGCACGUGACCUCCGUCGUGCAGGAGCACGCCGCCUGCUGUCAGCAGGAGCUGUCCGUCAGCAGGGGCCAGGAGGUGGUCGUGCUCGAGCGCUCGCCCAGCAACCCGGACUGGUGUCUCGUGCGCGCCUCCGAUUCCUCGGGCAGUCUCAGUGAGGGCCUCGUGCCCAUGUCCAGCCUGCGCGUGACCCAGUCACUCAAGGGCAGCGCGUCAUGGAAUAGCAUGGAAGCGGCCGAGAUAGAAUCGUCGGGGAACUCGAAUGAAGCCAGUCCGAGCACAUCGACUUACUCUCUGUCCAACAACAUCUCUCCUUCGAACAAACGAAGAAGCACAUUUAGGAAAUGGCUCACAAAUCCCGUGAGAAAACUCAGUCAGGGCCGAAUCGACAAGUCGGUAUUGCAGGACGCAUCUAAAGGAUCUCAGAACAAAAAGGGCGCUUUCCAACAGAAAUUCAAGAGCCUAGUUUUGUCAUCAACGGAAGAAUCAAAGCGAGUGUCACCUCCCCUAGCUCAGCAGGAGGAUCUGGCAGAAGAUGAGCAGUCUUCCUUUGCACAAUCGUCCAAUCGCCUUUCGACAGACCUCAGUGGGGAGGAGGAGGAGACAGUCGACGUGGAGCUGCCGCCUCCCAUGGAGCAGAUCGCGCAUUUCGGAGGCUCACAGGAGAACGAGGCGGCAAACAAAAUUCCUUCGAACCAGUCCAGUGUGUCGGUGAGAAGCAAUCCCGAGGUCACUAUAAGAAUCACACCUUCAGAUCUUGCUACGGAAAUCGAACAGAUCGUCAAGCAGCAGAUGGAGCAGGAGUCAGAGGAGCAGCAGCUGGAAUCGGAGGACCAGCAGAGCACAUCGGACGUGACGAUCGAGGAAGACGACGUGCAGAAGCAGCGAGACCUGGCGCUCAUGAAGCGAUCCUAUGUGCUGCGAGAGCUCAUCGAGACCGAGCGGGAUUAUGUCAAGGAUCUGCAGUCCAUUGUAGAGGGAUUCAUGGCCGUCAUGCGAGAAAGCACAGAGUUGCCCGAAGGACUAGAUGAUGGGAAAGACAAGAUUGUGUUCGGGAACAUACACCAGAUAUAUGACUGGCAUAGAGAGACCUUUCUCAAAGAGUUGGAGAAGUGUGUUGAUGACCCAGAUAGGCUAGGACCAACAUUCCUCAGAUAUGAGAGAAGGUUACACAUGUACGUGGUCUACUGUCAGAACAAACCAAAGAGUGAAUACAUUGUACAGGACUAUGUCAAUUACUUCGAGGAGCUCCGUGUGAAACUGGGCCACAAGCUGUCAAUGUCUGAUCUUCUCAUUAAACCUGUACAGCGAAUUAUGAAGUAUCAGCUCUUACUAAAGGAUUUCCUCAAGUAUUCGGAGAAGGCAGGCCUGGAGACGACGAUGAUGAGAAAGGCAUACGAUGUGAUGUGUGUCGUUACCUAA
Molecule: messenger RNA, 1443 nt
Organism: Priapulus caudatus
Lineage: Eukaryota; Metazoa; Priapulida; Priapulimorpha; Priapulimorphida; Priapulidae
Product: triple functional domain protein-like
Biological process (GO): axon guidance
Cellular component (GO): cytoplasm
Molecular function (GO): guanyl-nucleotide exchange factor activity
Source: RefSeq, a predicted model, not a curated record